Pieris macdunnoughi is the source of this 2301-nucleotide messenger RNA. The record is from the annotation of a GenBank genome assembly. NCBI's taxonomy places the organism in Eukaryota, Metazoa, Arthropoda, Insecta, Lepidoptera, Pieridae.
AUGAAAAGAGGAAGAAAAUUUUCUAAUUCGAUAGAGGAUCAAAAAAAAGCGUUUUCACCAUACAAAAACAUAUUUACAAGUAAUAAUCAUCUCCCUGCAGCAAGUGACCCGGUGUAUACAGAAAUAAAAAGUGUGUUAGCUAACCCGAUUACAGAAAAAGGACUUUAUAUUUCUGUUCAAAAGAAUUUUAAUUAUUUCUUUGACAUCAAGUUAAUUGAAGAACAGAGAAACAGUAACAGCAUACAGGAUGACUAUAGCGACCCUACUCAAGCUCAAGCAAGCAAGUCCAUAAACUUUGAUUUCCUAAUUGAUCUGUACAAAUGGGAAAAACUACAGCCAAUCAGUAAACGAGUUCUAGUGAGGCAUAAUACAAAAUCUGUUCUCAAAAAGAAAUAUAGUUUACCAAAACAUAUGUGGGCUCAUCUAUUACGAGAAGAAAUAUGGAAGGCAAUGAAAACUCCCUGUUCUUGGAUUUUUAAGCAAUAUUCCAUCAAAAACGAAGAUAGAAUUACUUGCCGCGGCUUAUGCAAACAGUGCAAAGCAUCCUUAAAUGUUGUGAUUUCCUGGCCUGUUGAUAAAAUUGCUCGCUGUAUGUGUUCUAUAAGAAAUUGCGAUGCGUCAUUUAUUCAUAUUUCUGACAAAAAGAUAAAAUUAUCACCAGUAAAACGCGUCGACAUGUCUGCUGAACUGAAACAUGAAGCUGCGAUCGCAUAUCGCAAUAAAAUAUCGAAUGAACUUAUGGACACUGGUGACAUUGAACCAUCUCAUAUGCCAACUCUUGGCUGCUUAAGGCAAAUUAAACAUGAACAAAGGCAAAGUUCAUAUUAUGAUUCAAAUCAAGUACUUUCCUUGUGGAUGAUGAAGCUUGUAACGCCGUAUAAAGAAGCCAUUAAGCACAUUUCGCUGUACCCUUUUUACGUGUUUUAUUGGACAAAACUUCAAGAAGCCUGCUGCAAAAAUCUUAAAAAACUAGGUAGAAUAGUUCUUAGUGUUGAUGCCACUGGUAGUAUCUUCAAAGGACUUGGUCCGAAUAAUAAGAUGUUGGUGACAAAACACUUAUUUUUAUACGUAUUAAUAAUUAAAACACUGCAAAACGUAAGUUCCGUUCCAGUUUCACAGAUGGUAUCUGAAAGUCAGACUUUGGACACAAUAUAUCAAUGGCUCCAGGCUUGGCGCAAAUGCAAUCCUGUUCCCGAUGAAGUCAACUUAGAUGACUCUUCCGCUUUAAUUGGAGCAGUAGUGAAAGCUUUUACAAAAUACGAAUCUAUUGCUGAAUAUGUCGAAGAUUCAUACAGAAGGUUAGAGGAUGGAGAAGUUAGUGAUACAUGUUACAUACGAAUAGACACCAGUCAUUUUAUCAAAAUUUUAUUUAAUUUGUCAUGUUUUAAACAUACUGAUACCAGAGUAAAAUUUUUUUACGUUAAAUGCCUGAUCGAGCUAAAAAACUGCGAUGAUUAUGACAAAGCAAAAUACAUAAUAUCAGAUUUAAUUACUGUAUGUUUAAAUCAACAUGAUGGUAUCAUCAACGGUAAAAACGCCACGAGAUGUGAAAAUUCUAAAAGAAAUCUCAAAAAAUUAUGUGCAUUUCAUGUUGAUGAUACUGAAAUCGAAAUCCAAGAUAAUGAUAAAAUAAAUGCAAACAUUGAAGAAUCAAGCUAUUCAAUAUUUGAUGACACUCUAAAAUACAACACAAAACAAAAAUGUCCAAAAUGGAUUUACAAUAAAAUAGACGCUGAAAAAAUUAUAACUACUCUAAGUGAUGAUAAUGAUUGCAGCCACCACGAAAAUUUAUACUACUUUCCGGCAUUCAUUGAUGUAUUACUACGUUUAAUGGGCCAAUUUCCUUUAUGGUCUAAUGUAAUGAAAAAUCUUUACAAUUCUGAUAUCGACAGACCAUCUUCUUCAAACAUAGAAUCCUAUUUCAAAAAUUUGAAAAGGCUAUUGUUUCAAAUCGGCAGUAAGUCACAAAGACUACGCAUAGAUGAAUUUAUAAUUAAGCAUUUAGAAUAUUUUACAGGUGAGUUAUAUAUUGUAAAUAGUAAUAUAGCACAAGCUCAAAGAUAUAAGGUAUCAAAAAAGUCAAUAACGCCCGGACAGAAAACAAAAACAUAUAAAAUGGUUCCGCAAUUCAGAGAUGAUUCUGUUUUCUCGGAUAAUCCAAGUUUAGUAGAAAAUUGGAAAGGUCUGGGUAUGAGUAAAACAGUGUUUGACUUACUGAAGUCAUAUUUAGAGCUACACCAGACUCUGAAACUUGCCCUGAAGUUGACCCUGAAACUUGGCGUAGUAAUAGAAAUAACAUAG